Molecule: messenger RNA, 2276 nt
Organism: Gryllus bimaculatus (two-spotted cricket)
Lineage: Eukaryota; Metazoa; Arthropoda; Insecta; Orthoptera; Gryllidae
Source: the annotation of a GenBank genome assembly
UCGGUCAUCACUGUGAAUCAUUUUUCAUUGCGUUCGGAGAGUCGGUCGUGAACGAGUCGAACUGCAAGGGGAGGCGAGUGGCGAGGCGAGCGAUCCGAGAGGAAACGUGGUUGAAGAGAAGUAUGUGAUUGCGUUGCGGUUGCGAUCACGUGAAAAUGGAAGUGGAUCGGCAGGCAGUGAACGGGCAGGCAAUGUUGACACGACCUAAAAGGGCUCGGAGAGAAAGUAAUUGUAAAGUGACAGUCGUUUUAGGUGCACAAUGGGGUGAUGAAGGAAAAGGAAAAGUAGUUGAUAUGUUAGCUACGGAUGCGGAUAUAGUGUGUCGUUGCCAGGGUGGAAAUAAUGCUGGUCAUACUGUUGUGGUUGAAGACAGAGAGUAUGAUUUCCAUUUGUUGCCAAGUGGUAUUAUCAAUCCCAAAUGCAAGUCAAUAAUUGGCAAUGGCGUGGUGGUGCAUCUUCCCGGGCUCUUCGAAGAGCUCGAGAAGAACGAGAAGAAGGGCCUGACGAGUUGGGAGGACAGGUUGCUCAUCUCGGACAGAGCACAUUUGGUAUUUGACUUUCAUCAGCAAGUGGAUGGCCUUCAAGAAAGAGAGAAAGGUGAACAGUCAUUAGGCACAACGAAGAAAGGAAUUGGUCCCACAUAUUCAUCAAAAGCUACAAGGAAUGGCAUUCGGAUAGCUGACCUUCUUGGUGAUUUCAAUUUGUUUUCUGAAAAAUUCAAAGGGCUGGUGGCCAUGUACCAACGCAUGUUCCCAGAGCUGAAUGUGGAUGUGGAAGGAGAGCUGAAGCGCUACAAGGAGUUCUCGGGGAAGGUCCGUCCGUUUGUGGUGGAAUCUGUCUCUUUCCUCCACUCUGCGCUGCGCUUGGGCAAGAAGGUGCUGGUAGAGGGCGCAAACGCUGCCAUGUUGGAUAUUGAUUUCGGUACUUAUCCGUAUGUAACGUCAUCAAAUUGUAGCAUUGGUGGUGUGUGCACGGGCCUUGGCCUCCCGCCGUGCAACAUUGGGGAGGUGAUUGGAGUUGUUAAGGCAUACACGACACGAGUCGGAGACGGCCCGUUUCCAACAGAGUUGAAAGAUAGCAUUGGAGAUCUGUUGCAAAGCAGAGGUGGUGAAAUUGGUGUCACAACCAAACGAAAACGAAGAUGUGGUUGGCUAGAUGCACGAUUACUGCAAUACACAGCCAUGGUCAAUGGAUACAGUGCAUUAUGUUUGACCAAGCUUGACAUUCUGGAUACACUGCCUGAGAUUAAAAUAGGAGUUGCAUACAGAAAGGAAAACAAAAUUCUCAAUUAUUUUCCUGCUAGUGCUGCAGAACUGUCUGCUGUGAAGGUGGAAUACGUAACAAUACCUGGUUGGAGAACAAGCAUUGAAAAUAUUCGUGAAUACGAGAAACUACCAGACAAUGCAAAAAAGUACAUUGAGAAAAUAGAAGAGUUAGUGGAAGUGCCUGUAAAAUGGGUUGGAGUUGGAAAGGGACGAGAGUCUAUAAUAACACUAUAUUGAAGCUGUUAGUCCCAGAAGCUUAUAGAAUGAGCAUGUAUUUUAUGAUACAAUGUAUUUUGGAAAAUUAGUUGGAUUUUAAUUUUUUUUCCUUUUUGUGCACACCAAAGUGAAAACAUGUUCAUUGAUGAGGUGAAGUUUGUAGUACUCACAUUAGGGAAAUCAGUUUUGCCUACUAUUUGCAUUACAUGUUAUUGAAACUUUAAUCUUGAUUUUUACAAUGUUUACUCCCCAUUUAUUAGUAUUUUUCCUCAGAGCUUAAGCCCUUCAACUAAUGAUCCAUUUAUGGAAAAACGUGUUUGGAAGCUUUUAGAGUAAUCUUUUUAUCUCGCCAAGUGAAUCAUCUUCAUUGUAGAUUUGUAUCUAAAUGCCCCUUUCAUUUAUGAAAUAUGAAUUCCCUUUAUUUCAGUAUCUGAUUAUAAGCCAGUAUUUUAUUGAACAUGUAUAUUGUAAUUUAUUUUGGUUUAAUAUUGUUAACUCUUUUAAUUUACUGAAGAAUAAAUUGUGUGCUCUUUUCUGUACUUUUUUUUAAUGAAAUGUUGGUUCAUCGUUAUGUCAUAUUGAGCUAUUUAAAAUAUAAUUAUGUGGAUCAUAUUUGGCAAUAUAAACUGAAUUCAGAUCCAAGAAAUUACAAUCUUUUUAUAUGUAUAUAUAAAAUGCAACCUCGACCAUUACACCUUUGACUCCUGUCAAAGGUAUUCUUCUCCUAAGGUCAAUUCAUCCUUAGAUUGCUGCUCUUCAUAGUAAGUUUUUCAGAGGGCUAAAAACUAAGUGUUU